CACCGGUGAAUAAUUAGUGACGUACACACGGUUUGUUUAUCUCGCAGCCGCGGAAAAAAAAAUCCAAUUGAAACUUUUACAUGGUUGUUUGUUAAAUCUUCUUUUUCUAUUCCAUUCCAUACACUUAUAAGUCAUUUUAUUUUGCCCAACAAACAGGCCUCCAGGUCCAGUUUGUUAAAAGGCUCCAGUUUGUGAUGGAGGAGCAGAGUCAGGACUCUGCCUCAGGAGAACAGACUGUGAAGAAGGAGGAGGUGGAAGAGGAGAUCCUGAAGGAGGAGGAGGCUGCGCCAGAUGCAGAGGAGGAGGAUGAGGAAGCUCUUCCUCACUCAGAGAUCUUAGAUAUUUUCGAGGAGGGACUCGCUCGGCUUGUGCAGGAUCCUUUACUGUGUGAUCUGCCAAUUCAGGUGACACUGGAGGAAGUCAAUUCUCAAAUUGCUUUGGAGUACGGUCAGGCGAUGACAGUGAGAGUUUUAAAGGCAGAUGGUGAAAUAAUGCCUAUAGUGGUGGUGCAAAAUGCUACCGUCCUUGACCUGAAAAACGCCAUUUGCAGAUUCAUGGAGCUGAAACAGCAACGUGAAGGUGGAGUGAAACACAUCAGCUGGAGAUAUGUUUGGAGAACGUAUCAUUUAGUGUUCCAGGGAGAAAAGCUUGAAGAUGACAAGAUGAGGUUAAAGGACUAUGGGAUCAGAAACCGAGAUGAGGUGACGUUUAUGAAACGACUGAGGAAAAAGUAGCAUAACACGCCCAAUAUUUCUCAUGAAAUGUGGGAGAACAGUUUCCUGCUACAUGGGAAGGUUGUUUCUGUACUGAACAAUGGAAAUGGUUGUAUUUACAUGGUUUUUUUUGGUCAGUCGUGACAGCGAAAUAUAGACAUGAGCUGCUUGUGCUAACCUAUGAAUGUAUCAGUUUCACAUGCAUUUUUGUGUUGUCUUUUUGUACCACAGAUUUUAACCCUUUCAUACAUAGUUGUCACACCAGUGGACAGCUUGUAUAUUCAUGGGUUUUGUUGUUUUAGUUGCAUAUCAGCCAACACAGUGGAC
Sphaeramia orbicularis (orbiculate cardinalfish) is the source of this 1040-nucleotide messenger RNA. RefSeq names its product small nuclear ribonucleoprotein 25 (gene snrnp25). The record is from RefSeq and is a predicted model, not a curated record. Gene Ontology annotation, biological process: mRNA splicing, via spliceosome. The transcript is spliced from 5 exons. The coding region runs from base 195 to 734 and encodes 179 amino acids. Lineage: Eukaryota; Metazoa; Chordata; Actinopteri; Kurtiformes; Apogonidae. Gene Ontology annotation, molecular function: protein binding. Gene Ontology annotation, cellular component: U12-type spliceosomal complex.